AUGUCCAGGUGUCCCGUGCUAUUUGGACAGAGACAGCAACGUUUGUCCAUCAAACUUCUCACAACACUCCGGACGAUGGUCAAAGUGAUACUGCCUCCUACGACAGAUGGCGACGCUGUUCCCGUGGAGCAUCGCGAUUUCUGUGACCUUUUGUUGAAUACGAAAGCGAAGAACACCAUGAAGAUGCACCAAAAAAUUUGGAAGAAACCUAUCGCAAAACAAACUCCAACUAACGAGGGAGAGGAGAUCAAAAUUGACGCAAAACAACUUUCCCACCGUAAACACGGCAAAAGUGCUAGUGGUGUUGAAAGUGGCAUACUGCGAGGGAAAGAGAAGGCUAUGUUUUUAGCUGGCGCAAAAUGUCACUGCAUGGCAACAGAAGAGUUCAAUGCACUGCAUCGUUUCAGGUCAGACUCAGCACAGUAUCCUCUGUGCAGAGUUAUCAAAUGGACCUGCAAAGCGAAUCAAAUGUGCUGUGGGCUAAAGGCGUGCUGUCCGGCUGCAGAUGAUGACAUAGGCAUGCAGAUCUACUCUUUAGUAAAGGUUGUGUUAGGGUACGUAUUCAAUUUGUAUAUAAGCUGCUCAAGGUCGUUUGUUCUUUCACACUGCAUGACACAUAUGGUACGUCCGGAUGAAUCUUUCCACAAAAAGUAUUUUACGGUUGUCGAUUCGUAA
Molecule: messenger RNA, 675 nt
Organism: Cooperia oncophora
Lineage: Eukaryota; Metazoa; Nematoda; Chromadorea; Rhabditida; Trichostrongylidae
Source: the annotation of a GenBank genome assembly